AUGGUCUUGGAUAUUUCCACAUCCGAUGAACCCGAGGCUGACGACGAUUGGUUUCCCAAGUGUAGUCACGAUUGCAAUCAUAUUUCGGGGUGGGAUGAAACCGAGUUUCAUGGCUCGAUUGGAGAAGAGGACAGGAAAACCCCCAUUAUCAUAUGUACCAAGUGGGGAAGGAGAUCGGCAAAGGCAAAGCAAGUAUUGACGAAACUUGGCUUUAAUGGUGGCAUCCUCUGUGCCGGGGGGAUUGCUACUCUCAAACCCUUGUUGGAAGCAGAGAAAAAGGGUGGCCUAGAUCGAAAACCUGCUGCCAAAGAUGAUGAAGAAGGUGAGAAGGAAGAAACCCAGGAGGAUGCGACAGACAACGAAGAGGAUGCAAGUGAAGGCGGUGGGGCAAAAUUAGAGGGCAUGGUCUUUGCCAUUACUGGAACUUUGUCGAUGAAACGAGCGGAAUUUGAGACCCUCCUCAAGGAGCAUGGUGGUGUAUUGAAGGGGAGUGUCACCAAAGACGUAACUCACUUGAUUUCCGCCAGAGAUGAUACAGCCAAGGCAAAAAAGGCAAAGGCCAAUGGCGUGGAAAUCCUCAAGGAGGAAGCAGUUCUUUCAAUGAUUGGCAAGUAG
Messenger RNA from Seminavis robusta, 615 nucleotides. The record is from the annotation of a GenBank genome assembly. Lineage: Eukaryota; Bacillariophyta; Bacillariophyceae; Naviculales; Naviculaceae.